Plodia interpunctella (Indianmeal moth) is the source of this 4803-nucleotide messenger RNA. It is a transcript of the gene Dna2, whose product is annotated as DNA replication helicase/nuclease 2. Lineage: Eukaryota; Metazoa; Arthropoda; Insecta; Lepidoptera; Pyralidae. The record is from RefSeq and is a predicted model, not a curated record. Gene Ontology annotation, cellular component: cytoplasm. Gene Ontology annotation, biological process: replication fork reversal. The transcript has 23 exons. The coding region runs from base 133 to 3870 and encodes 1245 amino acids. Gene Ontology annotation, molecular function: single-stranded DNA helicase activity; 5'-flap endonuclease activity.
AUGGAAAAAAAAGUAAAUUGAAUUGUCAACUUUGACAGUGACGCAACUGGCGAUAUGCGCGGGAGGCUGAAUGUUUUGUUUUGGUGUAGAUGAACCAAUCUUUGUGUGUUUUAAUAUUUUUAUCAAAUUAGAAUGCCUAAAGUACUUAGUUUAAAAAAGACGCAGACACAGUCAACUAAUCAGAAACAGAAAUCUAUUACACAGUUUUUUAUAAAAAAUAAUUCCAUCCCCUUGUUACAAAAACCGUCCCAACCCGCACAAAGCUCUGGUGUAACCACAAAACGGAAGGCUACUUCGCCUGUUCAAGUAGACACCUCAGAAGUUUUGGCUGGUUCAUGCUGUAGUGGUACACCAAACAAUGUUUCAAUUAAAGAUAAACCAACUUCAGAACCAGUAUUCAAGAAAGCCAAGAUACAAACCUCACCUUUUAAAGUCAAUGGCCAGUUAUGUAAGAAACAGAAUAAUGAAAAUGAAAUUGAUAAUUAUACUAAGUCAAUAUCAGACAUAGAGAAAUCGGGAGGACAUGUAAAAAUAAGAUCACCGCUCAGUCCUAAGAAGUUACAAAAUGGAAAUUGUAUAUAUAAUUCUGUUAAUGAUGAAGUAAAUGGAAAUCAUGAUAGUGUUUUUACACCUAAGAAACAAAUAAUUGUAAGUGAGCAUUUCAGCCCCAGUGGUACAUCAAAGAGAAGUCCUUUGGAUGCACUUUGCCGGUCUCCCCACAUUAGGAAAUUACUAACACCAGAGAAGUUGAGCCAAGUAGAGCUAUCUCCAUCAAAGUCUGGGUCCACAGUAAAGUCGCUAGAGUUCUAUGAACAAGAUGUUGGGGAUAUGUUUGGUGAAGAAUGGGACAUGGGUGAUGUUGAUGUGGAUAUACAAGAGGACUUAGAUCUUACCAUGAUUCAGCGCUGUGAAGUUAUAUCUGUGCAACGUCAUGCUACCAGAUUGGAAUUAAGGUUGAAAAAUACCAAUAAUAACAGAGGCACCUGUUAUGUUGAAGGCAUAUGGAUCGACACCCCACUAUUUCCAGGGGAAAUAAUCAGCAUAAUGGCUACUCGAGAUUCUUCAAAUCAGUUUUAUAUAGGCAACUCCUCAGGUCUCCUAGUGUUGCGACCUGAUCACCUCAUAUCAAGCACGAGUGUUGUGGGCGGAGUGUUCUGUAGACGGAAAGCAAUCUUACAGGAACGGUGGAGGGGCAUAGACUCUGCCAACACAGCUAUGACAAUUGGUAUACUAAUCCAUGAACUGGUACAAAAAGCACUCACCCAACUAAUAAUGAAUGUAAAACAACUGACUGCUGAAGCAGAUUUGAUCAUCAAGGCGUCUCUGCAAAGGCUAUAUGAUGCGGGAUUAACCGAGGAGGAAGCGCGAAGUAAUAUACAGAUAUACAUUGGUCCUUUAUCUGAAUUUAUGGUGAAUUAUGUCAGUCCUACUCCUCCUACUGUUGUUCAAAAGCAAACAAAAGACAAAUGGAAUGGCCACAUAGAUAAAGUUUUAGAUAUAGAAGAAAACUUAUGCUGUCCUCAAUUGGGAUUGAAAGGGAAAAUUGACGCAACAUUGCAAGUCACGAUUCACGAUAGGAAAGGUCGAGAAAAGGCAAUAGUUCCUCUAGAGCUGAAAAGUGGAAAAGCGUCCGUGUCGGCGGAACAUCGCGGGCAACUGGUGCUGUACGGCAUGAUGCUGAGUGUGCAGGAGGCGCGGGACCCCACCACCGCGCUGCAGCGAGGGCUGCUGCUGUACCUCAAAGAACGCGUGGAACUACGUGAAGUAAGUUGCGGGCACCCAGAACGGCGCGACCUGAUAAUGUUGAGAAACCAACUUGUGCAACAUUUGGCUGCUUCGCCGCUAGAUGGCGACGUUGAGAAAAUAGCUGAUAUUGAAGAAGCAUCAGCUCUGCUCCAGCAAAAGUUACCAGAUCCUAUACAUCAUGAGAACGCGUGCACCAAAUGUCCGUACCUCACUCUCUGCUCGUUACAUUUAUGGCAUUGCGACGGCCCAUCCGUACCUGAAACACAUCCGCUAUCAAAACUACGCGACGUAUCCCUAGGUCACCUGUCACAAGAGCACAUUAAGUACUUCCAGCGUUGGACCGCAUUGCUGAAGAUAGAGGAGAAAUCUCAACAAUCCACUGCACCUUUACAUUCUCUGUGGACUGACAGUGCUGCGAAGAGGGCUAUGCGAGGCAGCUGCGCUCCGAAUCUAACAUUGAAGUCUGUAGUUGGAUCAGAUGACAGAUAUUUACAUAUUUUUGAAAAAAGCCAAGACAAUGCAGACAGCAAAGGUCCUCAAGAAGGAGAGUUUUCAAUAGUGAGUCGCGACAAACGCCCGUGGAUUGCCGCUGGUGUCGUAACUGUAGCUAAAGUGAACGAAAUACACAUACUGUUGGAGAGAGACCUAAGCCGUCGUCUGCCCAAAUCUACAAUGUUCCACAUAGACACAUACGAAUCCUACGCCACCGCCGUCCACAACCUCACUAACUUAGGAGUUCUCAUGGAGGACAGCGAUCGAGCUCUGAGAUUAAGAAAGUUGAUCAUAGACAAGGAAGAGCCGCAAUUCGACAAGAAACUGCCACGCGACGUCGGCCGCCUCGGCUCCAAGCUGAUGAGGAGCCUCAACAUCCAGCAGCAGAGAGCGGUGCUCAAAGCUUUGGCCGCUCAGGAUUAUGCACUUUUGCAAGGGUUGCCUGGCACCGGAAAAACCCAAACCAUAAGCGUGCUCAUACAGAUGCUCGUCGGUCUGAAGCUUCGUGUGCUGGUCACCGCUCAUACUCACUCAGCUGUCGAUAAUGUAUUAUGCAGGCUACCAGAGUCGAUGUCAGUGAUGCGAUUAGGUGCCGAAGGGCGAGUGGCCGACAACGUCGCUCGUCGCUGCGAACAACGACUCGCGGACCACUGCCGGACUACAACUGAAUUGGAAACGUUAUAUAACUCUAUGGAAGUGGUGGGUGUGACAUGUUUGGGGGCGGCGCACGCGCUGCUGACGCGAACGACAUUCGACGUCUGCAUCGUGGACGAAGCAACACAGGUUCUGCAGUGUACAGUGCUCCGGCCACUGUUUGCCGCGAAGCGAUUCGUGCUUGUGGGCGACCCCGAACAACUGCCGCCCGUCGUCAGGAGUCGAGCUGCUAGACGUCUAGGUAUGGAAGAAAGUUUGUUCCACCGUCUCAUGAGAGAAGAAGCGACCUCUACGCUACAACUACAAUAUAGAAUGAACCAAGCACUAGUAGACGUCGCUAAUAAAGUCGCGUAUAACUCACGUCUCAAAUGCGCAGAUGAGAAGAUCGCGCAAGCUAAACUGAACCUUGAUAUACAGAAAAUAUCAUGGAAAUCAGAAUGGCUGACACAAGCGUGCAGUGUAGAACCUAAAAUGGCGGUAGUGUUCCUCGAUGUGACAGCCACAGAGAGCAGUAAGAAGUGUACCAAUGAUACCGAGGCUUGUGUGGUGCUGGCUUUAGCCGAAGCGUUGAUACAGGGUGGCGUGAGCAGCUCAGACAUAGGCGUCAUAGCUCCGUACCGCGAGCAAGCGGCGCGGCUGCGGAGGGCGCUGGCGCGGGCGCGGGCGCGGCUGUCGGCGCCCGCCAGCACUGUGGACCAGUUCCAGGGCAGGGACAAGCCCGUUAUCCUCUACUCCUGCACCAGGACCGAUGUCACUGAUCACCACUCUAAACUUAGGGAGGGCGAAGUCUUAAACGACCAGCGUCGUUUAGCCGUCAGCGUGACUCGAGCCAAGCACAAGUUCAUCGUUAUCGGAAACUCAAAGGCCCUGAAGAGAUAUGCCCCACUACAAAGACUUAUAGAAGUCAGCGUACAAGUGCCUUUGAGUAAAGAAAUCGUUAGUGAAAUUGAGGGUAGAUACAAAAAAUUCGUCACGUAAUAUUCUUUUUUGAAAGGAUAAACUCCUAAAAACGUGUAGCUGCCCUUGUAAAAAGAUAUCGCUCUGUCCCGAUUUUCCUCAUGUAUUUUCAUACACUAUUCUCUUUCUUAUAUGAAACGUUGAUCAAAUGGUACUUCGCCUCAGAUGAUGUAUUGCCACAUGUAUUUCCAAAUGCUAAAUUGACUUUUUCAGCGGUUUCUAAAGUAAUCGCUUUUUAACAGCUUCGUCCAGCCUAAAUAAAAUUUUCCAAAAGUCUUUGAUGUAUGACGUCUUUGAAUUUACACUGUGAUAGUAUUUUCAAUUUUCUAAUUUAUUCAUAAAAUGAUUUGUCUGGUUGUUUUUUACGCUUCUAAAAACAUGGCUUGCAUUGAUUUGGUUCUUCUGUAUAAUCUAAUAUUCUUUGUAACUUUCAUAAUUUUGAACUAUGGUGAGAGCGGAAGGAGACAGGUGAUUAUUAAAAUUUUAUAUUUUAUUUUCUAUGUCUCCUUCUUCGCACAUGAAAUUAUUAGUGGAAAGCCAGCGCGUCCAUUCCAAACUAUAUUGUAUUAUACAAGCCUUUGUAAAAUAAAUAUUUAUUAACCGACUGCCCAGACAUAAGUGAAACGCGUGUAUUUUUUAAUUUGAUUAGUAUCAUCAUAAGUACCUAUUUAUUAACAUUAGCAUUAGAUUCAAUUUGUUUUUAUGUUGAUAACACCAAUCGUGAAAUUCGAAUAAGUAGGUAAGUACAAUAAAUGUUUUUUUACUACUAGUUUAAUACUUCUUGAUUAGGUAUUUUAAGUUGAAUGGAAGAAAUUAUGUGAUUUUAUUUUUUAGUUUGAAAUAGAAAUUGUUUUUUUUUUUCUAACGUUUACAUUUUAAAGAAGAGUAUAAUCGUGUUUGAUAUUAUAAUUUAUUUCGAAUAUUGUAAAAUUUUGAACGUAAUAAACUAAUGUA